UAUUCCGAAAAACCCAGCUACCCGAUGCAGGAGCACGAUUGGACGGUAAGUUUAACUGUCAAAUCCGUAACGUGUUCUAGGAGCAGCCGGUAAAUGUCCUAGCCAAUCGGAGCGUGGAGGGCGGGAUUUGUCGGAAUACAGGUGGAGGGACGUUGAAAGCGUGUGGCAUCGGGCAAAUCAACGAAGAUGGCCCCCAAAACUAUGGAACCUGUGGCCAGGAAGAUCUUUAAAGGGGUCCUCUUCCUAGAGGUGGUUGGUGUGUUUGCAGCCUACGGCCUCUAUUACAAAAUGAACACAAGUCGAGAUUUCAGACUGACGAUGAACAAACGUUUUCCCUCAAUUCUUGAAGUGUAUUACAAGUCCAACGAGUGGGCUGGGAACUAUGGCAUCCGGGAAGCCGAUCAGAACACGUGGUCUACUAGGCAGGAAUAGACACUCGCCUGAGAGUCAUCACUUCUUCCUGCCUACGUUAUUUUUUUUACCCAAUCCACCUUUCCCAAACUGUUUCCUCUUUUUAAACAUGGCCUUCUUCCUCCUGAUCGUCUUAACGUCCCGUCCUCGGAUCCAGUCGUCCCGUUGAACCUCCCAUUUCAGCUGUUUGAUGCCUGAAGACAAGAAGCAGAAAGACAAGGCUGCAUUAGGAGACUCUGAGCCCUGACUCUCUCCAGAGCAUAUCAAUGAGUUAAUGAAUGUUGUAGUAAAGGUUCAGUGUUGGUGAUUAUUUAUAGGCAACAGUUUGUGCCUUUACCCUUGUAAAUCUGGCUGGCAUCUAGCCAAAUUAGUAAAAAUUUCAAGUACAUUUCAAAUCAAUCAGCUGACUGUAAAAAAAAAAAAAUUCAAUUCAGUUCAAUACUCACUGGCUUUGUCUUUGUUAGCCAUUGCGUUCAUGCCGGUGUUGUCAAACUUGAUGUCUGAAUUUUCAUCCAGCAAAUCUCCAAACUGAAAAUAAGAAGAGAAGUGACUCAUUAAAGACAAAUAAUAGGGUUAAGGGUUUUUUUGUUGUUGUUUUUUUAAACUCAGAAUAUUUUAAUAAAAUUAUUUUGCCCCUCUACAAUAUUUACAUAACCCUGACCCAUGUAUGGUCUUCAACAGCCAUUCCCAACCUAAACUGAAUCAGUUCAAAAUGUGGAAAUACAUAUACCGACAUGUAAUAGAACACAUCAAGUUGGUUUUUGGAAUUUUUCUGUUUGUUUUUGCGGGCAUCACAUAAAAAGUACUGAAUUAAUUUUAAUGGGGUUUUCACAGCUGUAUUUGUCUAAGCUCAAGGUAACAUUUAGGCUUUGUUUUAUUGCAAUCAGCUCUCGGGAAGAGAAGAUAUGCUACUUGAAAUUUUAAAUGGAAAAUGGCCUUAUGUUAUUUAAAAAUAAUAAAUCAUUAGUUCAUUUUAAAAUUCAA
Messenger RNA from Clarias gariepinus (North African catfish), 1395 nucleotides. Its product is annotated as protein CEBPZOS-like. The transcript is spliced from 4 exons. The record is from RefSeq and is a predicted model, not a curated record. NCBI's taxonomy places the organism in Eukaryota, Metazoa, Chordata, Actinopteri, Siluriformes, Clariidae. Bases 187 to 432 code for a protein of 81 amino acids.